AUGCGUGGCGUGUUCCUGAAAAAGUCAGUGUGGCAUUCUGUCAACCGGGAGAGCUCCCCGACGUCCGUGGACCCUCGAGCGCAGGACGGCUACGUCAAGACCAACAACAUCGCGUUUAGAAUAAUGUUGCUGCACAUUAAUGCGGACUACCACCAUGUGGUUGACAACUGCGAGGAAGCGUGGGUCGCGUGGCAGAGUCUGAAGGUGCUGUACGGUGGAUCCCAGAAAGCGUGA
Molecule: messenger RNA, 234 nt
Organism: Peronospora matthiolae
Lineage: Eukaryota; Oomycota; Peronosporomycetes; Peronosporales; Peronosporaceae
Source: the annotation of a GenBank genome assembly